GAGGAUGUGAGAGAAGCGUGAUCUCAUCAUACAUUCACCUCAUUUCUCCUGAUACCACUAGAGACCUCAAGUGGACGGCGAUAGCCUACUUAGACAACACGCACCUAACACACAUUCAUUUUUUCCUUUCCUUCUUCGAACAUGCAAAUGUAAGAUUUUCUAAGAAAAAUAAGGAAUGAUCUUUUCUGGAACAGUAUUCAGCUGCUUAUUUGUUGCGCUGAAGGAUCCAGCAGAUGCGACUCUGGGCUCGUGCGGACCACACAGUGAGUGCUUUGUGGAACUGUGGUGUUUUCUUUCUCUUAAGCUCUGUUAUUUUCAUUUUCCAUCUGCGAUUAAAAGAUGCAGAGGUUGCAGUAUUUAAAUAGCACCAGUAUGCCAAAACACAAUUAUGAAUGGAGCUACGAAUACUACGACGACGAAGAGCCCGUGUCUUUCGAGGAACUCAAAGCACAUAGAUAUUCCAUUGUGAUCGGAUUCUGGGUGGGUCUUGCAGUUUUUGUCAUUUUCAUGUUUUUUGUUCUGACUCUCCUGACCAAAACAGGAGCCCCACAUCCAGAGGCUGCCGAGACUUAUGAAAAACAGAUGCGGCUCAUCAGCUGUGCAGAGGGUCUGAGGAGUCAACGUGUGGCUGACGCCCGGUCGGGUCUCUCUCGCCCUUUACUGGAGGAGUCCCAGUCUCUUUUUCACUGUUACAUCAAUGAGGAGGCGCGAGAAGGGGGAAGGACUCUGAAUGAUGUUAAUAGUGCUGUCCAUGGACGUACGGGAAGAGGUGACUCCAGAGGGCAGGUGGAGACAAUUGGUCUAGUCGUUCAGAAUAUGGUCUUGGAGACUAGGGCGGAAAGAGAAGCUGCACUCCUGGCCCAUUUCAACAUUCCCAACUUUGUGAACUCUGAACUGAGCUCGGCCCUGGGGGAAGAAGACUUACUGUUGGGUGAUCCCCCAAUCAUAAUGGAGGAAGCCCGUCCUCGUUGUACACAUCACAUCAUUGACUGAAUUACCAUUUAGGAUGUUCGAAGAUGCCUUUAUUCACUCAUUAUUGCUCCAUUCAUUAUCUUCAACUAAGCCUUUGAUCUGGUGGAGACUGAUAGUGUUUUGCUUCAACACCUCCACAACUCACCUCCAAAAUGAGCUGUGUUGAAACACUGGGCUCAGAGUGCUUUAAGGCUGAGCUAUUAUUUCACUUUUGGGGUCUACAGUGAUUCUUUGUGUAAAAUGUUAGGUUAGGUCAGGCUGUCAGACUGCAAUAUCUAAAGAUCCAAAUGGGAUAUUGCAAAUAAUUUUUGACAGCUCUUCGUGGGCAGUGGAAAUAAUAUAUAUAUAAUUUUUUUAGAAACAGUCACAUGCCAUCGUCCUUAUGUAGCCUAAUAGCAAAAAUUGCACCAAUUUGGUAUUGCACUGCCUAGUUCUCUAGGCUUGUCAUGCGACCAAAUACGCAAGUAGAAAAUAGCUUAGAGCUGUCUGCACCUGUUGGCUGAAACAGUACCUUGCAUUCUUACUCCUCUUGAUUGCCUACAUCAGCUGCCUGAGUUGCUGUAGAAAUUUCUCUCCUGUUUUAUUGAACACCUGUAUGCCAAUAAAGUUAAGUUGAAAACA
Messenger RNA from Xyrauchen texanus (razorback sucker), 1593 nucleotides. Its product is annotated as melanocortin-2 receptor accessory protein 2A-like. The record is from RefSeq and is a predicted model, not a curated record. Gene Ontology annotation, cellular component: endoplasmic reticulum; plasma membrane. The transcript is spliced from 3 exons. Bases 340 to 993 code for a protein of 217 amino acids. Lineage: Eukaryota; Metazoa; Chordata; Actinopteri; Cypriniformes; Catostomidae. Gene Ontology annotation, biological process: regulation of adenylate cyclase-activating G protein-coupled receptor signaling pathway; protein localization to plasma membrane. Gene Ontology annotation, molecular function: type 3 melanocortin receptor binding; type 4 melanocortin receptor binding; type 1 melanocortin receptor binding.